Staurois parvus is the source of this 266-nucleotide messenger RNA. NCBI's taxonomy places the organism in Eukaryota, Metazoa, Chordata, Amphibia, Anura, Ranidae. The record is from the annotation of a GenBank genome assembly.
UGCCCAUCAGUGCCACCUACCAGUGCCCAUCAAUGCCACAUAUCAGUGCCCAUCUGAGCUGCCUUUCAGUGUCGCCAGUCAGUGCUGCCAAUCAGUGCCACCUAUCAGUGCUGCCUAACAGUGCCAGUCAGUGCCGCCUAUCAGUGCCAGUCAGUGCCGCCUAUCAGUGCCGCCUAUCAGUGCCAUGUAUCGGUGCUGCCUUUCAGUGCCCAUCAGUGAUGCCUGUCAAUGCCCAUCAGUGCCACCUACUAGUGCCUCCUCAUCAG